AUGGAACUGGAGAACAAAUCAGCGAUCGUCACGGGAUCGGCCUCUGGGAUUGGACUGGAGGUGGCGCUCACGCUGGCGGCCAACGGGGGGUCUGUUACGGUGGCCGACCGGAACUUGUCGGGGGCAGAGGCGGUUGUACGCCAGAUAACGGAGGCAGGUGGCACGGCACGAGCCGCCGAAGUAAACGUUACCGACAAGGGCCGGGUUGCGGGGAUGGUGGAGGGCGCUGUGGCGGCGUUCGGGUCGCUGGACAUAUUCGUGAACGUUGCCGGCUUUGGCUUCAAUUCCCUGAUAGUCGACAUGGCCGAGGAGGACUGGGACCUUGUUCUGGACGUGAACCUCAAGGGGCAGUUCCUUGGGUGCCAGGCCGCUGGGCGCAGGAUGAUCGACCAGGGCACGGGCGGGCGAAUCGUGAACAUCGCCUCCACCGCCGCCAACAACGCGCGUUACCAAGGGGGCGCCUACUGCGCCGCCAAGGCAGGGGUGGUGCAGCUGACGAGGGUCCUGGCCCUGGAGCUGGGGGAGUUCGGAAUAACGGUCAAUGCCGUCGGCCCAGGAUUCACAGAGACGCCAGCCACCGUGGAAACGUCCGACGAGUACCGGACCAACUUCCUGGCGCAGGUGCCGGCCGGACGGUCGGGACGACCAACGGAUAUCGCCAACGCGGUAUUGUUUCUCGCCUCCCCCCUGGCAGAGUACGUCAACGGACAGGUGAUCUACGUGGAUGGCGGGUAUUCCGCGGGGAAACUGACCGUACGGGGCUGA
Geodia barretti is the source of this 765-nucleotide messenger RNA. NCBI's taxonomy places the organism in Eukaryota, Metazoa, Porifera, Demospongiae, Tetractinellida, Geodiidae. The record is from the annotation of a GenBank genome assembly.